Molecule: messenger RNA, 1155 nt
Organism: Diaporthe citri
Lineage: Eukaryota; Fungi; Ascomycota; Sordariomycetes; Diaporthales; Diaporthaceae
Exons: 1
Coding region: 1-1155 (384 amino acids)
Source: RefSeq, a predicted model, not a curated record
AUGUCUCUCGAAGCCAAGAUCCAAGACACAUCGGAGCGCAACGUGGAGCUGCUCAACAUCCUCCACCAAACGGACAGCUCCAUCCCGGACCUCGAGGCCCAGAAGCGCCACGUCGCCGACCUCGAGAAGCAGGCCGCGCAGGCGGCGGAGAGGCUGAAGCAGAUCGGGUACCGGCGCAAGCAGGAGCUCAGGGAGCACGAGAAGUACCGCGACAGCGUGCUGCGGCGCUUCGCCUUCAAGGUCGGCCGCAAGGCGGACAAGUUCGAGGCGAGGGCCGCCAAGGAGGAGCGCGAGUACUUUGACGUGCUGCAGGAGGAGCACCAGGCGGACGUGAUGAAGAAGAACCUGGACGAGAUGCUCGCCGACGCGCGGACGGUGCGCGGCGAGCUGGAGGUCAGGGCCGCCACGCACGUCGAGGCGCAGGGGGGGCUGGACCGCCUCUACGAGUCCAUCUUCACGGGGCCGUCGCCCGGGUUCCCCGAGGAGGACGAGCGGGAGCGCGAGACGAGCGGCGCGCUGCGGGUCUACCAGGAGGCGCGGUCGCGGGCCGAGGCCGAGGGCAAGGUGGUCAGCAUCCUGACGCAGGCGCAGACGCGGCUGAACGGCGCGCUCAUGUCGAUGGAGGACGCGCUGCACGCGUCGAGGAGGGACAUGUACGGCGGCGGCACGUUCUCGGACAUGAUGGAGCGGAACGCGCUCAACAAGGCCGAGAACCUGAUCAGGCAGGCGAAGAUGCUGGUGGCACAGGCACAGCAGGCAUCACCGAUGGUGCGUCCUCUGCCGCCAGUCAAGAUAGCGCAGGGGAACCUCCUCGGCGACGUCUUCUUCGACAAUAUCUUCACGGACAUGGCAUUUCACGAGAAGAUUCAGCAGUCGAACCUGGAGGUCCGGCACUGCGCGCAGUCACUCAACAUCGACCUGAUGUCGGCAACGCAGCGGCACAUGGAGCUGUUGCGCGAGACAGACCAGAAGAACGAGGUGGUACGGCAGGCGAGAUUAAGAUUACAAAAAGCAAGGGAGGAAGCGUUCCAGAGGGUCAGUGGCAGGGUAGCAUCUUCGUCCCCGCCGGCGGCUGCGGACGUGCCACCCCCUGAAGGGCCGCCGCCUAGUUAUACAGAACGUGCUGAUGCAGCAGACAACUGGUGGGAGAGAUGA